Morone saxatilis (striped sea-bass) is the source of this 7455-nucleotide messenger RNA. RefSeq lists its product as uncharacterized. The record is from RefSeq and is a predicted model, not a curated record. Lineage: Eukaryota; Metazoa; Chordata; Actinopteri; Moronidae. The transcript has 3 exons. Bases 4609 to 6030 code for a protein of 473 amino acids.
AAAGUAAUACAAACAAACUGAUAAUACUUCUUUUGAGUAACAUUUUCAGUGGAGGACUUUUACUUAAGAGUAUUAAUUUUCUACAGUAUCAGUAGCCUAUACUUUUAUUUAAGUAAAGCAUCUGAACCCUUAAUACAACACUGCCCACUGUCAUUUAUUUCUCAUGCUAAAGGCAGUUUACAUGUAUAAAAACUGAGAACAUGUAGCAACAAAGAAACAAGAAACACAGAAAAGACAUAUAUAAAAGAAAAGAGGAAUAAAUAAAUAAAAAAAAAGUAAAAGAAAAUAAAUAAUGUAAUGCUUGGGAAGGGGAAUUUGGUAGAUUAAUCAUCAACUGUCCGCCAAAAAAGACCAAAACAACAUCUGAACAUCUGUCUACUUUAGACGUUUUGUUAACGGAAGGAGGGAGUUCAACCGGUCAACACGGGUUGCUACAGUAACCAACUAACCGUUAACGUAACAGCAAUACAGUAACGACUUUCACUUAGGGUCUACUUUUCGAGUAACGAGCCUCAGUGCCGGUGAGCGGAGAGACACACAGAUAGUGAUUAGUGAGAUUACUGCAGUUGUGGGCACCAUGACAACGAGGUUCUAGUGCGUCUUAAGGAGAAUGCUGCUCUCUGAUUGGCUGAAAGCUUAAAAGGCACAAAGUCCCUCAUGCAGGUAUCUCACACACUCACACACACACUCACACACUCACACACACACACUCACACUCACCGACUCUUCUCUUGCACAAGAAGCAGGGGAUGGAUAACUGAGUAACGCACGCAGAUUCACACAGGUACGUUUAACUUUAAAACUAACUUUGUGGCAGUUAAAUCUACUUAAGGUUAGUUUGAACAACAAUUUAUGUUAAAUAGGGUUGUUUAAAUCGUGUUUUUCCCCUCUAACGUUAAUAUAAGAAAUUAAUCUAUUGCUCACAUUAAGUGUAUUAUAUCGAGUUAUAGUAACGAACUAUUUCCUGAUUAAAUCCCGCUUUUUCAAAAUAGUUUUUGUAACAUAAUGAUGAUCUCCGACUUCAUAUUUUUGUAUAAAGUCAUAUAGUUAAUGUAAUUUUCGUGUUAAGCCAUCUCUACAGUGCAUAGUCAGCUUUUGUUUUAUUUGCAGACUAAUUUUAGAAUAAUCUAUAUUUUGUAGAGACUAUUUGAGGCAGAAAAUCUUUAUUACAAAAGACACAAACUACUGUGCUUAAAACCCUGGGGAAUCUGAAGGCAGAGGGCUGAUAGUGAGGAUUAAAAUAAACUUGGGGGGAAAAAAAAAUAUAUAUAUAUAUGUAUAUAAAACCUUGUUCAGUUGCUCUUUUAUAGCCACAAUCUUAAACAACUGCAACUGUGUUACUGGACCAGGGAUUAUGUUCCUAGGAGCUUCACAUGGCGGUUACAUUUAUUGCCUCAGCCUCUUACACAGUUUUAUGAAAGAUAAGCUCAUCGUGUUUCCCAUGUCGGUUGCUCCAGUGUUGAUGAGUGUAUAUCUAUAUGGAGAUAACAUUAUAUAUGAUGUAUUUUCAACGGUGUUUAAGAUGUCGUUUCACUUAUGCUAUACAGGGGUUAAUGACCGACUCUGGCGUUUCGUUAUGACAAGGGAAAAAACCCAAGUCACAUUGCCCCCUUGAACAGGACAGAAAAAAACCAGUCGCUUUAGGGUUUAAAAUAUAUAGUUUUUGCCUGCAGGCCACAGUAGCUGCUCUUUUUAUGUGCAUGUGAUCAACCCAGAUUGUGUGGGGUUAAAACACAAUAAACGUUAUCUCAGUGUUUCCACUGUGUCACAUAUUCAUAUCCUGACCUGCAUGCAGCGGGACAGAUGGGGGCAUUUACAUAUUGGGCUGUUGAUAGGGGCUUUAAAAUUUUACAGGGAUGGGAUGACAUGGCAAAGCAUGAACAGUGAACAGGAGUGCUUUUGUGCCUCUCUUGGCCUAUCUAGCAGCCCUUCCCUCUCAGGUGUUGAAACUUAUCCAAAAGUGAAUUUCUUUUCACCAGGAUCAGACAGAGCUGCCUUUAUACUAAACUUUAUUCUCUAAAAUGUGUUUGUUCUGGUAGAAAUCUUUGCUCAAAAUUGCUGUUAAACAACUGAUCCUUCAGUUUGGGCAAUUUGCAGUACUUGCACCAAUAAGAUGCUUUUAUCCAGAGUGUCUCACAUGGCCAGAAUAAUGUGUGUGAAUGUUAUCAUUGUAUUUAUUUAUUGUAUUUCAUUCUCUCUGUAUUUCACUACCUAAAAAUGAUAUAACCAAAUAAAUAAUGUCCCAAAACUAGACUGCUACAGUAAGACAACAAACUGGAUAUCACAUAGCUUCCAGGAGAUCAUUGCUGCUGCCCUCCACUCCCGCUGAAACUGAUCCGGUUGAGGAAGAUUAGGAGUGGCAUGUGUGCUGUAAUCUGAGUCACAUGCAGUAAGAGGACUAGUUCGAUAUCUGUCAGAAACACACUGACCAAUGAUACCCUGUCAUUCUCUAAGAGCAAGGCUGUCCAGUCAUCAGAAAACUGCCGUGCAUAUAAAACACACCACAGGGCUACAUAGGAUGUUACAUGUUGAGGUGGUAUUAUGUAGGUCUGUGUAUGAGACAGAGCAAAUUAAAAAUAGCCCAAUAAUUCAGACAUAUAUACAUCUCAAGGACCAUUGCGUUGGUUUUAGCCAAUUAACUGCAGCCUAUGUAUCCUUUACAUUACUCUGAACCAUUUGCCAAGGAUACUGUACUACUGUACUAAUUAAAUCUACUACUAUUUAUCACAGUUCACAUUAAGUCACCUUUAAUUUGUUUUUUCUCAAAAGUUACGUUACAGUUUCACAGUAUUGCAGCUGCGAGCCGGGACCUUUUUUUAAACUAAAUUAAUUAAAGUGUCAACAUCUUAGAGCUUAAAAGUCAAUUGUGUUCAAGCUAAAUGAGACCAAGAACACAAAGCAAAUAUGACCUUUAUGAAAACAAUACAGUGUAAAUGUAUUAUUACUUGUUGCUGUUCUGCAGCAAUUGAUGCUUUAGUGUUGAGUGUAGGGGAUUAACCAUGAAUAAUUCAAUGCAUCAAUAACAGUAGUUUUCUAAAAUUGCCUUUGAGCAAACGAAAACUUUACUUGAUGAAAAUCUAAACUUAACAAAAGCUAGUUGACCCUACAGAGGCUGUAAAGAGCUUCUAAUUUUUAACACUUUUUAUUCACUUGUAAGAGUUUAUGAGUUUGUCUUUGAACAUUUUUAAAUUCUCCUGUGAUACUUUACCCUCAAGCUCCAGCAGUGCAUACAAUACAAACUAUUGGACCCAUUUGUUCUUCAAUGGCGCGAUGAUGUAAAAAGUGUACAGCUGUCAUUCUACGAUAUUAUAAAUUAGUUAUGAAGACAAAGAUUCUUCUUCGAUAUGUUAUAAUUCUCAAACUAUCCAACCCUACAUGGUCCAACCACAAUGUACACCAUCUUUACAGUAUAGGAUAAUAACAUUAAAGUAACCCUAAGGACUUAUUUUAAUCCUGGGUUGAGGUAACUCAGGGUUACCUUUACAUGUUUGACACUGUUUACAUUGAAGCUAGUAGUAAAGACGGAUCAGUCCGACCUGGAGCUGACUGGUUCCCUGUUGUGCUCAUUAGUGCUCACACACAACAUCUCAUUUCCCUUCCUCUCCAUGGCUGUGUACAUUCAUUGGAAACAAAUGUACAGGUUAUUUGACCCCAAGCCAUAUAUUGUUAAUCGGUGUCUGUGUACAUUGUUUUGUCAUUUAUUAAUUAAUUAUAUAUGAAGCCAAAAUCUAAAUUCCCUUCACAGCUGAAAUAUUGUCCUACAGCCAUAAAUCAGAUGUGUUCAAAGCUCUGAAUUUAGAAAUAUGGUUGAUGCUUUAACAAAGAGUAUUGCAUAUUGUGGUCUGCUUUAAUGCAGCAAUUUGCCAGAUACUGGUCAGGGCUUUGUUGAUCAAUAAGUGCAUGUCACUGUUUUUGCUAAAACAUUUUAUACAGACUGCCAGUAUCGAUGGUGGGCCUCUGUUCUUAAUCUGUACCGUUCAUUAGAGGUCUGGAAAUUGUAGGAAUCUGAGUACAAGUACCAGCAUAUUGGUGUAGUCCGGUGUACCUAUUACGUUUAUUAACAUCCAUCUCUCAUUGAGAUUUUCUUGCAAGCUGAGCUAUUACUAAAGUAUGAAAAUCUCCAUAGAAAAUCCAUCAUAAUAUCACAUCAGUGUUUUCUGCCUACAGGUUCCUCAGUUAUCUGUUAACCAGAUGUCCUUUUAUGCUGAUUAGACAUUUCUGCAUUAAGGUUAACAGUAGGUGACACAAAAGCUAUUGAAAGGUUGGAGCAAAAAGAUUAAGUAAAGACCAAGUGAGAAAAUGCAAAAGUAUUGCAAGGGGAUGCAAGUAUUUUCAAGAAAAUUCCCAAUAUGGUCCUUCAUGGACUCCGUAGACUUCAUACUGUACAAAAAGGAAUGUAAACUAAUGGCUGUCUGAAAGAAAGACCAUCUAUAAACCUGUGGAAAAUUGUCCACAGAGACAGUAUAAACAUUGUUAUUGAAUCAACCAUUAAUGUCACUUAUAGAGGAACAACUUAAACUGCAAUUCUAACUCACCAUGUAUUCCCUUUUCACAGAGUGUACCACAACAAUCUGUGCCACUAACCUCAGAUAGAAUCAGGGCACUAAGAUGCCCAAAAGCGAUACCUGGCCAGGUGGCAUUGGAUUGGAGACGAUGACAGGCAUGGACAGUGCUGGCAGCUGUGACAGUGUUGUCAGCGCCAAUUCUGGCUUUAGUGAUGAUAGUCUGGAGUACUUGUCUGCUGAGGAGAAAGCCUGUCUCAUGUUUUUGGAGGAGACUAUUGAGUCUUUGGAUACCGAGGAGGACAGUGGACUGUCCAAUGAUGAACCUGACCAACUGCCCAACCCUGGCAACAUUGCUAACAAACUGGCUGACCUGUCAGCCUCCAUGAGCAAAAACAAGCUCAACAGUUCACAGAAACAUGCCUCUAAGGAACCCAUGAAGGAAAAUGUUGACACCAAACCCAUGCAGAGCUACCUGGUCCCUACACCUUUUGUUGUAGCAAGAAGCUCUCCGUGUUCUGUACCCAUUGCUAAACAGAGUGUCUCUCCGGACAAAAAUAUCAGCUGUCAACCUCAGUUCACUUCUUCAAGCAAACAACCUGGUCAUAAACACAACCAGAAACCUGCUGCUCCCCAAGUACCUUUAGAGGUUACUGUUAUGAUACCUCCUCCUACUAAAUUCAGGGACUACUCAGUUCGGACAACUGAAGGUCCUUUACCUAGAGGACCUCUGUCCUAUGAGGCACUUUUUCACCUGCGGAGGAGUGCCUCCACAAAGAAGACGCCUUUAUGUCCCACCAUCGAUCAUACUAUAGACUUGGACAAGCACCUUCCUGUUACAGCGGAAGGCCCAAACCUCGGAAAUCUUCCAAGAUUCGGCAGAUCCAACUCAGAGGCUUCCAUGUCUAAGACAGGUCCUCCAGUCGUGGCCCCCAAACCCAAAAAGAUUCCUGCCAACAUAUCUAUGAAAACACAAAAUGAAGCAGCCAUAACCUCAGAUUCUUCAUACGGUGUCAAGCAUGCAACAGACCCCCAGGUCGUGAGACUGGAAGCUUUGCAGAAGCUGGGACUCCUGAAAGAUCAACAACCAGAAAACGAGACAGUAGCCCCACUGCCUCCCCCCAAAUCUCACUCCUCUCUGGACCCAACCCCAAACAGAUUUACAAGAGGUCCAUCUAACGUUAAUCCGUCAAGAAGUCCAUCGUUUUCUCAUUCUCAAGUGCCCUCGGAGCCCAAGAACAGGCCUCUGCAGAGCAGUGCCAGUUUCCAUCACUACUCCAGACCUGACAAACAGCCUGCGUCUGUAUCGCAUCCUGCUCAAUCCAACGGACUGAAGGCGGCUGGUCUGGAGCGCUCUGCUACCAUGGACAACCACAGAAACGGUGGAAGAUGCCCUGAACCACGGUACACCACUGCAGCUCAGCCCCAAAAACCCUCAAACCCAGCCGGAUAUACCGUGAUGGUGGUGCCUGGUAUGGGAGCUGAUCGAAAAGAAGCACUCAGAAAGCUCGGACUGCUCAAAGACUAAAAACAGAUGAACAACAGAAGUCUGCCUGCGUAAGUGUGGCGCUCAGAAAGAGUUCAAGAGUACUAUCAGCUUAAAGAGAGUUAGAGCAUUAAGGGGGAACUUGGCACUUUGGCAAACUAAAGCAGAAGAGGAUGAAGAAGAGGAAGAAUUUAAAGGGGAAAUACCAGCACUUUUAAUGUAGGUUGUUUUAUUCAAAUAUUGUUCUUAUGUAGGUUUCAACAGUACCUGAAGAUCUACCUUACACAGUUCAAACCCCCGAAGCUCCUCGUAUUUCAUUGAAAUGUUAAUGUAAUGCCAUCUAAUCAGAAUCACUUGGUGUUUAACAAAUUUCAGUUAGAUAUAUGACUUGAUAAGGCACAACAGAACAAAUCAUCAACAGUGCAUAUGAAAAAAGGAAGCACUUUAAACAUCAAUAUAGUGUUGAAGUUAUAGCCUUCACUCCUCCAUCUCCAAAUCCGAUGGAGCAUUGGUUUUCUGCAUGCACUAGUAUCCACGUACACGUUUAUGGCUGUAAGAAAUUAUUUGUAAGAAGCAAAACAAGACACAUUUUAUAUUGGUGGUAACAUACUGAAGCCAUCCAUAUUGUGGCUUUCCAUUAAUCUUGUUCCUUCCUCAUCAUACUAUAUAUAAAAUGCUGCUCCGCUGUACUUAUACUUAAAGGAAACAUCGACCAAAAUCAAGCAAAUUUUUACGUUACUGGUCGUUUUAUAAAUCACAGAUGUGCCUAUAAGUGGAUUGUUAAGUACAUCCCUUGGAGCAAUCACUUUAUGCUGCUCAUAAUUAUUGUAAAAUGAAAUUUGGAAGUGUUUUGGGGUGAUUUUUCAGAGUUUUCUAAUUUUAAGUAGCUACCAGCAGUACAUUGUUAUUGAGAUCUGAUGUAUAGAUAGCUCACCGAUAUGUUUCUACUAUUUUAUACAGUAUAUAUAUGAUUCAGGUGGUUUUAAAGAUGUGACAAACAGUCCAUGUAACUGCCUUAAUUGUCAAAAUACUGGAACAAAUCAAUGAUAAUGUGAUUAUUUUUACCUACUCUAUUUCCAUAAAUGCAAGUGAAAAUAAAGAAGUCUUCAUCUUAUAUAUAGUGUAUUGUAUUUUUUAUGUAAGUUUUAAUACAGUAUUAAACUUAACAUCAGUCUGUGUAAAUAAAUAGUCAACACUUUGUUUCUUGAAACUGUUAUCACUCCAUGUAGACCUUUAAAUGUGAUUCAUUUGAGCUCUUAAUUUAAAGUUGUUUUUAAUUAAGACAAAUAUACACACAAUGGUAAAUACAUAUAUGCACAUCUUGUAUCUGGGGUCCGUCUAGAAGCAAAGUCAAUUUAAUUUUGUCCAACCUUCUUCCCUGUAACCUGCAGAGUGACUUUACAUCUCUGCUCCACUCACAGAAUAGACUAUCAGUCGUACUGCUCAUCUUACACGGCACUCGUGCAC